Sycon ciliatum is the source of this 1984-nucleotide messenger RNA. Its product is annotated as E3 SUMO-protein ligase PIAS1-like. The record is from RefSeq and is a predicted model, not a curated record. Gene Ontology annotation, molecular function: SUMO ligase activity; zinc ion binding; transcription coregulator activity. The coding region runs from base 237 to 1574 and encodes 445 amino acids. Gene Ontology annotation, biological process: protein sumoylation; regulation of transcription by RNA polymerase II. NCBI's taxonomy places the organism in Eukaryota, Metazoa, Porifera, Calcarea, Leucosolenida, Sycettidae. The transcript has a single exon. Gene Ontology annotation, cellular component: chromatin.
AGCCACUUCUGUACAGUAGUAAUAAUACCUUGACACCCCCGAUUGUGGCACCUUUGCCUUGGCUUUGGCCAAAGUCUGCAAGGAACGUUUUUUGCUUGCUGAGAGAUUUAGUUCCAGUUCCAGAUAGCUGUCGUAGUGUGGUAGAAGGCAACUUCCGUCAACCUGUUGAAGGUUACAGUUCACUAGCUGAAAUCAUUCAAUUUUUCAAUCAUUUCUUAGAACUGCCAGCAAGAAAUAUGUCUAAAGCCAGAAAAACUAUCUCUAUCGAGCAGUCCAAAUUGGCCAAGAGAAUGGUCCACGCUCUCCGCGUAGAAGAGCUUCAAGGAUUUCUGCAGUCAUGCAAUUUGAACACUGACGGCAAAAAGGAUCGACUUCGUCAAAGGGCUUUGGUAUGCAUCAACUCUGCCAUUAAGAGUGCGUCCUUUCAUCCCGUAUUGGCCAAGCUUGACCUAUAUUACCAGAAGCGGUUUCCGCAAGCGGCAACAGCAGCGCCUGGCCAUGGUCUCGGGGGUGUACAGAAGCAAUUGCUUGGGAGUUCGGGUUCUGUUGUGGAUGUUCAAUUCAAGGCAAUGCCAUUUCAUGAAAAACUGGACACCCUUUCGAAGCCUAUUCUGCUGCCGUCAUUUGACAAUGGAGAAAACAUAGCCCCUCGAACUAUAAAGUUUGAGUGUAGCCUGACACCGCAGCAGGGUGCUCGCGUGGAAGAAGGCCGUCACACGGUUCCAUCAGUGUACGGACCCGGCCACAAGAGCGACAUUCAUUUCACCGUAGGGGUGCUGGUCCGAUUUGCUGAAUGCAACCUGAGCUCUAUGCAAGACGAUCAAUACCCACCCAAGUGCCAUCUCUACGUGAAUAGGGAGACUGUAAUCAUGCCCGGGUAUGAGAUGGCCAAGUCGUCCGGUAAGUUGAAAAUGCAUGGUCAGCCGGUGGAGAUAACUGCCAACAUGCUACUCAGCGGUACGAACAUCAUAGAGAUUGUGUGCUUGCCAGUGCCAGCAAUAAGCAAGUAUGUUGUCACUGUGGAGCUGUGCUUGAAGCGAUCAUCAGCCGACCUGCUGCAGCAGGUAUGUCAGCGUGUCCGCAGUGCAGACAUGUGCCGUGCGUACAUCAGGGAUAAGCUGACCAGCGGCGGUGGCGAUGUAGAGGUUUUAGAUAACAGCUUACGCAUUUCGUUGAAGUGCCCACUGGGAACGACACGGCUCGUCUAUCCCGGCCGCUCGAUAAACUGUAAGCAUGUCAACUGCUUCGACAUGGCCAGUUUCCUGCAGAUGAACGAGAAGAACGGCUCCUGGGUGUGUCCAAUUUGUGACUGCCCUGCCAUUUAUGACAGUCUUAUGAUUGACGGAUUGAUGAAGGAGUUGCUAGAUAAGUGCCCGUCGUCAGUCGAUCAUAUCGAGCACAAGGCGGACGGUACGUGGAUGCCAUACAACCCUCGUGACGCCAACCAGCGUAGGGCGACCGGAGGCCCAGCGUCCUGUGCGACCAAUGCUGUUGGCAGUGCAGCGAUGUCUACAGCGUCUGAUAAUGUAGUCCCUGUUGUGAUUGACCUGACAGACAGUUUUGGAGGCACGUGAGCAAAAAGCAGGGGAUGAUGGUCCCACAGCUACAGCAGGUUUCUCUUCUAAACCUCCCUCUUAUGGAACUGGCUCAACCGAGCCUAAAAAGUAACAGCAGAACCAUACAUUAAUUGUUUUAAGAAUGAGCUUCGCAAACUCAUAUGCAAACUUAGUAUACUUCGCUCUCUGGUAUGCCCACACCAUAUACACGUACACGUACACGUACACGUACAUGUACACGUACACAUACAUGUACAUAAUCCCUUCCCCUACGUGUACAUGUACAUGAUUGUACAUUUAGAAUGCUCCCGAACGAGUUCCCGCAGCACUACUUUUCACGACGUUGACUUUAGCUCAAACAUGACAUCGUAUGCACCUACUGCUAGGGUUUGUUGUUGUUGUUGUUGUUGUUUAUUUUACUUCGCAGA